UAAAAAAAAAAAAAUGUAUACACUUGUUUCGGUUUGAGUUAAGCACAUAAACAAAAAAUGUUACCAAUUAUGAAUUACUUAAAAACUAUAAGUUAUGAUCGUACUGAGAUUUUAUAAGUUUACUUCCUCUUAAAAGUAAAAGAAAAGCAAAUUAUAAUUGAGUUGGUUUUUGAGAUGGAUUGUUUGAGGAAGAACAAGAAGUUACGGGUGAUUUUAACAUUUUUACCAAAAAAAAAAAGAAGUUACGGGUGGUUGUUAAAAAACAAAGUUUGGUCCAAGAACGUGGGAGAGAGGAGAUAUUGUUAUAAGAGCUCAUCAAAUGUUGUGAUGGCAACUGGCAAGUACAAUCCAAUCAAAUUCUUCUCUGCUGAUAAAAUCUUGAAAGCCACCAAAAGUUUCAGCAAGUGUAGUCUUGUUCUUGAACCAUUUGAUCAUGAGAGAUGGUAUUCAGGUACGCUAGAUAACCAUCGCAAGAUACUCGUCACACAACCUUCUAACCCUAAAGGCUCUUUCCCCGAGGUCCGUGACAUAGCGGAUGGUGAGUGGUCACAAAAAUUUUAUGAAAUUAGUUGGAUGUUGUCUUGAGACUGAGGUUCCAGUCAUGGUUUAUUAUGUCGAAAGGAAACAGUAUUGUCGUGUAGAUCUAGAGAAGAUAGUGUCGUGGGAAAAGAGAGUGAAGAUAGCAGAGGAGAUUGCAACUGCUUUAGCUUAUCUUCACACUGCCUUCAAGGCCCUUUGUAUAUAGUAACAUGGAUAUUCGUAAUAUCUUAUUGGACAAAGAUGGUGCGGCUAAACUCGGUGAUUUCUCAAACUGUGUCUCAAUUCCACAAGGAGAAACAUAUGUCAAGCUUGGCUACGUAAGGGGGGCUUAUGAUUACAUUGAUGAUGAAUAUAUGAAUAAUGGUGUAGUCUCGGAGAAAACUGAUGCGUUUGGUUUUGGAGUUCUCAUGAAAAAGCUUUUUACACGAGAAGCAAGAUUUCGUGAGCUUUAUGGUCGGAAGAAUUGGAAAACUUUGUUAAAAAGGAAGUUUCCAAGAUGUUUGUCAAGAUCCAUUGAAGAGGGCAGAUUUGAUGAGAUCGUAGACUCAAAUAUGUUAGAGAAAAUCGGUGAAGUUGCAGAAAUAGAGCGUUUCCAAAUGGAAGCUUUCCUUGUCCUCUCAGAGAGAUGCAUCGGUCUUAGAGGAGAAGUUCCAAACAUGGUGCAAGUGGUCAAGGAGCUAAAGAGAUCUCUUCAAAACCCUUCAUCUUCUUUUGUAUUAUAAGAUCAUCAAGUUUGUUAUUGUUUCACGAAGAUUCAUUUUAUUAUAACUUUGUGCUUGUUUCACUCACUCUAGCUUUGCAAUUUCUAGUAAUGAUAACUUAGAUUUAAUAGUUUUAGCUUCAGAAGUGGAUUAUUAUUAAAGACUUAUAUGCUAUUAUAUUUAAGCUAAAGUGACUUUGAUAACAAUGAUUUGAUGAAAUUCAUAUUUGAUAUUUUUUUGAAGAUAUAUUUUUGUCUCUCUGUGUGCUUAAAACUCCCUACCUAGCUAUUUUAGCCCUCAAGAUUGGUUCACUCUCCAAAUAGCUCCAACACAUCUGCAAGUAAAAGGAUGAUAGUUACAGUUAAGAGAAAUGUAAAGAUGAAAAUUCUAUAGUCUGAUGCUGUCCAAACUGAGACCAAAAGAAAUGGAUAUGUGAACAUACUUCAGUGCAUGCAAUAAUUGAUAGAGAGACUAGUGGUUUAACACAAGAAAUUAGUUCCGUUGUGCCCAUAAUUCCGCUGGAAAGUAUGCUUUA
Molecule: messenger RNA, 1776 nt
Organism: Brassica napus (rape)
Lineage: Eukaryota; Viridiplantae; Streptophyta; Magnoliopsida; Brassicales; Brassicaceae
Product: non-functional pseudokinase ZRK15-like
Exons: 1
Coding region: 750-1262 (170 amino acids)
Biological process (GO): protein phosphorylation; cell surface receptor signaling pathway
Cellular component (GO): plasma membrane
Molecular function (GO): ATP binding; protein serine/threonine kinase activity
Source: RefSeq, a predicted model, not a curated record